GCCAGCCGGCCCCUGUGUAGCUAUGGUUCAAAGAACAAUGUGAAACCACACAGGUUACAAAGUGAGUACAGAAAGGUCUCUAGAAGGCUUUGCCUUUUUCUUUUAGCUGGUGGGAUGGGGCGAGAUUAGAAGAUGGGACAAGGAAGGUGGAUACUUUGAACUGAACAGACAAGUUUAUUUGAUUUCUCACAGCUUGUUCUGUGGAAGAGUGUGGGUCCAAUUGCUUGUUGUUUUUUUCCUGUCCCUGGGAAUAUCCCUGCCAGCUUUAGGGCUCUGCACACUGCCCUGUUUGCUUCAAAACUUCUUUCCCCAACCUGGCUGACCUCACCAUGUCAAGACCUAGUUAUGCUUGAACAGGCAUUGGGCUCCAGAUGAGGCACCAAGGCUCAGCCUGUCCAGGAUGACACAGCUGGUUUGUGGAUACCCCCCGGUUGGGCUUUAUGGAGAAAUCUUCUUUGAUCACCAACCUGAAUCUCAGAGUAGCCUCCAUCUUUUCAUGGACAGAAUGAGAGGCCUUCUGUAACCAGAUAUAACUGGCCACUAUGAGGAAAUUGAUCAGGAUGGGGCCUCAAGAGAGGCGGUUACUCCGGACAAAGCGGCUUCAUUGGAGUCGCCUCCUCUUCCUACUGGGAAUAUUGAUCAUUGGUUCUACCUAUCAGCACCUUAGGAGACCCCGGGGCCUUUCCUCAUUGUGGGCAGCAGUCUCUUCUCAUCAGCCUGUAAAACUGGCCAGCCGGGACCUCCCCAGUGAAGAGAUGAUGAUGGUGAGCAGCGACCCUCCAAAACCUAGCUCUGAAAUGGGGGGCGAGAUGCUGGUACCUCAAGCCUCAGUGGGCAGUGAUGAAGCCACUCUGAGCAUAACAGUGGAUAACAUCCCCAAUAUGCCUAAAAGAACAGCCGAGAUGAUCUCAACAACCAAGAAUAUCUACAGCCCAACAGCAGCAGGUACAGAAAGAAGGAAGGAAAACACCCCAACAUUCAGUAGAACACUGACUUACUACACACCAACUUCAAGCAGACAAAUAGUAAAAAAAUAUACCCCGAAAUCCAGGGGAGAAAUGAAGAGCUACAGCCCAACUCAAGUCAGUGAAAAGGUGAAGUACACUCCUUCUCCACAUGGUAGAAGAGUAGGCACUUAUGCUCCAUCCACAUUCAUAACAAUGGACACAAGCCAUGUGAUCACCCCCAGGACAACAGUGAAGGACAGUGACAUUAUGGCAACCUAUAAAAUACUGGAAACCAACUCUCUUAAGAGAAUGGAGGAAACCACCCCAACCACUCUCAAGGGAAUGGUUCAUAGCACCCCACCUUAUCUGACACAUGAGGUAGAAACAAAUGUUUUGACUUCUCCAAGGAACGUCGUGGAAAAAAACAACCUGACUCCCCCCAGAAGAAUGGAAAAUAACAGCUCAACCCAUCCCUGGGGGUUAGUGGGAAAGAACAACCUGAUGACUCAGGGAACAGUGCUGGCGCAUACCCCAGCCACCUCUGAGGGGCAGGUGACAAUAAGCACCAUGGCAGGCAGCAGUCCAGCAGAAACCAAAGCCUCCACUGCUGCCCGGAGUGUUAGGAAUCCCUCAUCCAGGACCAGUGUAUCAGCCAUCAAAACAGCCCCAGCCACAAUCUGGAGGUUGGCAAAGAAACCUUCCACAGCACCCAGUACCUCAGCAACCCCCAUGGUCAGGGAAAAGCUGACCACGCAGGUCCAUCACUGUGUGGUUGUGAAGCCAACCCCAGCCAUGCCCACCACUCUCUCCCCAAGCCUCACAACGGCCCAGCUCCCAGAGGAGCUCAGUCCCAGUCCUUCAGUGCUGCCUUCUAGCUUGCCAGACCUCCACCCCAAGGGAGAGUAUCCCCCAGAUUUGUUCAGUGUGGAGGAGCGGCGGCAGGGCUGGGUGGUCCUGCACAUUUUCGGCAUGAUGUAUGUGUUUGUGGCCUUGGCCAUUGUUUGUGACGAGUACUUCGUUCCAGCCCUGGGUGUCAUCACAGACAAGCUGCAGAUCUCCGAGGAUGUGGCAGGCGCCACAUUCAUGGCUGCUGGAGGCUCUGCCCCCGAGCUCUUCACGUCCCUCAUCGGUGUCUUCAUUUCCCACAGCAACGUGGGCAUCGGUACCAUUGUGGGCUCUGCUGUGUUCAACAUUCUCUUUGUCAUUGGCACUUGUUCCCUCUUCUCCCGAGAGAUCCUCCACCUCACCUGGUGGCCCUUAUUCCGUGAUGUCUCCUUCUACAUCCUUGACCUGAUAAUGCUCAUCCUCUUCUUCCUGGACAGCCUCAUUGCUUGGUGGGAGAGCCUGUUGCUGCUGCUGGCCUAUGCCUUCUAUGUGUUCACCAUGAAGUGGAACAAGCAAAUUGAGGUCUGGGUGAAGGAGCAGCUCAGCAGGAGGUCAGCGGCCAAGGUCACGGCCUUAGGAAACCUCAGCAAGCUCCCAUCCUUGCUGACCCGAGGGAGCAGCUCGACCUCUCUGCACAACAGCACCAUCCGCAGCACCAUCUACCAGCUCAUGCUCCACAGCCUGGACCCCCUGAGGGAAGUUCGCCUCGCCAAGGAGAAGGAGGAGGAGAGCUUGAAUCAAGAGGCCAGAGCCCAACCCCAAGCCAAAGCAGAAAGCAAACCAGAGGAGGAGGAGCCAGCCAAGUUCCCUGUGGUCACGGUCACAUCAGCCCCUGCUCCAGACAUCAAGGGAGAUCAGAAGAAGAAUCCGGGUGGUCAGGAAGAUGUGGCUGAAGCUGAAAGCACAGGUGAAAUGACAGGCAAAGGGGGCAAAACUGUUGGUGAAGGUGAAACCGAAGAGAAAAGUGGGGGUGAAACUCAACCAGAGGGUGAAGGUGAAACCAAAGACAAAAGUGGAGGUGAAACUCAACCAGAGGGUGAAGGUGAAACUCAACCAGAGGGUGAAGGUGAAACCAAAGACAAAAGUGGAGGUGAAACUCAACCAGAGGGUGAAGGUGAAACCAAAGACAAAAGUGGAGGUGAAACUCAACCAGGGGGUGAAGGUGAAACCAAAGACAAAAGUGGAGGUGAAACUCAACCAGGGGGUGAAGGUGAAACUCAACCAGAGGGUGAAGCAGAAGGAAAAGGAGACAAUGAAGGUGAAGGUGAGGGUGAAAUCUGCACAGAAGACGGUGAAAUGAAAGGUAAUGAAGGCAAAACUGAAAGCCAAGAACUCAGUGGUGAAAAUCGUGAUGAAGCCAAAAAUGAUGAGAAAGAUAUAAAAGAUGAAGGGGGAAGUGAUGGAGGAGAUAGGGAAGAGGAGGAAAAGGAGGAGGAAGAGGAGGAAGAAAAGGAGGAGAAGGAAGAGGAGGAGGAAGAGGAGGAGGAGGAGGAGCAGGAGGAGCAGGAGGAGGAGGAGGAGGAGGAGCAGGAGGAGCAGGAGGAGGAGGAGGAAAAUGAAGAGCCGCUGUCCCUGGACUGGCCUGAAACCAGGCAGAAGCAGGCCAUUUACCUCUUCCUCCUGCCCAUCGUGUUCCCACUCUGGCUGACAGUCCCUGACGUCCGAAGGCCGGAGUCAAGGAAGUUUUUUGUUCUCACCUUCCUGGGAUCCAUCGUGUGGAUAGCCAUGUUCUCAUACCUCAUGGUGUGGUGGGCUCACCAGGUUGGUGAAACAAUAGGGAUUUCCGAAGAGAUUAUGGGCCUGACCAUCCUUGCAGCAGGCACAUCAAUCCCUGACCUCAUCACCAGUGUGAUUGUGGCUCGAAAGGGCCUGGGAGACAUGGCUGUGUCAAGCUCUGUGGGCAGUAACAUAUUUGAUAUCACUGUGGGCUUGCCCGUUCCUUGGUUACUUUUCUCUCUUAUCAAUGGAUUACAGCCAGUGCCAGUCAGCAGCAAUGGCUUGUUUUGUGCAAUUGUUUUGCUUUUUCUCAUGCUCCUGUUUGUGAUCUCUUCAAUUGCGUCAUGUAAAUGGAGAAUGAACAAGAUCCUGGGCUUCACAAUGUUCCUACUUUACUUUGUAUUCCUGAUCAUCAGUGUGAUGUUAGAAGAUCGAAUCAUAUCCUGUCCUGUAUCUGUCUGAGUCAGUCACUCUUGCUCACAAUGGGCAUAGAUCAGAAGACUAUGCCGGAAGUUACUGUUAUCUCUUGUGACAUUAAUGAAAGAACGUACAUGAUCCUGGAAAGUGAACUGAGUGACCAAGGACCUCUGAUGUGAAUGUGAUCUGAGACUCAAGUUUGUCCUUGGAAACACCUGCAGCUCACUGUGGAUUAAGAACCUCACCUCUGGAGGGGUGGAGUUUCUACCCGACUCAUGCAGACAUCUAUUACGUGGAGGCAGCAGAAGGACCCCUGGAGCCAGAGGGUUUUCUGAAUGAUAACUGGGGUCAAAGGUUGGGGUAGGCACAGCAGCUGUAAGACAAGCGUCUGUGCUGACCAUUCCCUGACCAUUUCUGAAGGGCUGCUGGCCCAAAAGAUGCAGAUGUGAGACGUGGUCUACAUCUCAGCCUUCCUGGCCUCUGCCUCAAGCACACAUUGCAAUUUUCUGUCUCCUCUCUUUCUGUUCAAAAUGUGAGGUUCUAUCAGGUUUGUAAUCACCAUAGGUUCAGUUAUUGAUGAGUUUAAGGAUCCAAGGUUACAGGAAAAAAGAGGUAUAACAGGAAUCAAUGAUCAUUCCACGUUUUGUAAUCCACUGCAUCUGGAUCUAUACCAGCAUUUUCUACCUUAAAAGGAGGACUACUUUAACUCUUAUUGUUGUGUUUCUGAAAAGUGAAAUUAAACAAAGCAGCCUGAAAAAUAAACAUUUAUAAUUCAACCUUGAAUUGGAAGGAGUGGAGAUUAGGGAAGAAAACUACUCUAGAGGCUAUUUAAAAGUAUUAUUUAUUAGAACAUCCAAGUUCAUGUUGUCUCCAUCAGCGGUCACCUUGAGGAAUUAGACAUUCUAACAAAGCUGUCCUGGCUCCACCCCUCCAGCAUGUUCACACCCGACAAUGACAUUUGAGUGGAGAGGUAAGGGAGGUCAUUCUAAAGAGUCCAAAAUCAUCAGAGCCACAUCUGCUUUAUAAAGUGAAAGAUCCAGUGGGGCAAUGCUAUUUUUGUAUGUCAACCUAGAUAGGAUUACAAAGCAAGACUGAUUUCUUCUGUGGUUUAUGAAUGGAUCUUAAGAUAAUUACAAAGGGGAAAUUCCAAGAAUGCAUAACACAAUGACAACGUGGUGAGAAAAAGUGUAUUAUUACUUCCAAGGAAUCUAGUGUAAAGGACACUUGAAUUUUUUAAAAAUGUGGUUAAACAUUUUAUGUGGAAUUUGAUGAGUCUGUGUAUUAAAUACCACUGCUUGCUGCUUUUACUAGAAUCAAGUUAAGGGACAUAUUAGAAAUAAAACAUUUUACUAUCACUGGCUUCAGAGCAAAAUGAGCUCAGGUGACUGCAGAUUAUGAUGGCAAAUAUGGCUUUAAUUACAAACAUGAGGAAUGAGUCACUGAAGAUGAAAAGAUAGGACAGAUGUGAUGUGAAAAAAUCCAAACAUUUAGGCAUUGAGCAAUGGCUGAGGGGUUCCAAGUAUUCCGUCUUUUAAGAUGGACUGGUUAAUUAAUUGCCUCGCUACUCCAGGAUUCCCAUUCUUUGGAAAUAAUUUUUAUUAAAUUUCAAUAAACUGUGAAUCCCAAUGUAUUUUAUUUUACAACAUGGAUGGGCUCAUCCUUAUCUUUAGGUCACUUCUUCAGAAUCCUCCCAAGAAGACUGAGAAGAGUAUGGAAUCAUCUUCCAAUUUCACAUUCUUAAAUUAAUUAUCCUUAAUCCUGAUGCUGCUACACUGCUGGGUUUCCAAAGCCAUGGCCUAAGAACAGGAGGAAAGAGAAAUACCUUUGGGAGGGAGGUCCCAACCUCAAAAUUCUGGGUGCUAACAGGUGUCUGCAACCAGUUCCAGUUAGCUUCGGGGAUGCCAACCUCCUCACCCACAGCCUAGGAUCUGACACUUUUCCUCAGACUGAGAAAGGAGUGAUGAACCGCAAAACGCUGUGUAAUGAUAAAGUGCUGGAAUAUCCAUGUAAUGAUUAAAACCAACUCUAAUAAUCUCA
Sapajus apella (tufted capuchin) is the source of this 6002-nucleotide messenger RNA. RefSeq names its product solute carrier family 24 member 1 (gene SLC24A1). Lineage: Eukaryota; Metazoa; Chordata; Mammalia; Primates; Cebidae. Gene Ontology annotation, biological process: long-term synaptic potentiation; calcium ion transmembrane transport; intracellular calcium ion homeostasis. The transcript has 11 exons. The record is from RefSeq and is a predicted model, not a curated record. Gene Ontology annotation, molecular function: calcium, potassium:sodium antiporter activity; calcium channel activity. The coding region runs from base 543 to 4010 and encodes 1155 amino acids. Gene Ontology annotation, cellular component: membrane.